Ipomoea nil (Japanese morning glory) is the source of this 6326-nucleotide messenger RNA. Its product is annotated as nuclear pore complex protein GP210. The record is from RefSeq and is a predicted model, not a curated record. Bases 260 to 6094 code for a protein of 1944 amino acids. The transcript is spliced from 3 exons. NCBI's taxonomy places the organism in Eukaryota, Viridiplantae, Streptophyta, Magnoliopsida, Solanales, Convolvulaceae.
GAUUUUACUUCUAACUUUAUGGAAGUAUAAAAGUUGAAUGAAAAGCACCUGGUCUGACACGCCAACUAUCUACUGACACGUGUCUCGGUACAGAAGUCCACCGUUUUCCCUCCCUUCCUCCCUCCCCAAAACCCCUAUGCAAAGCCCUAGAGCUUCACUUCUUCCCGCACUUCCUCCAUUUUAGAAUCUAAGCUCAAAAUCCUCACUCCAGCUCGCUUAGGAUCUUCCUUAGUCCUUACUUCUUCAUCCUCAACUAACGAUGCUUCUAUGUCGUUUCCCGUUUAUCAUUCCGGUGUUUCUCAUGACACUUUUGCCUCAAACGGCGCCGUUUUCGUUGUCCGGUCCACACAUUGCGGAUGUGAACAUACUGUUGCCCCCCAAGAUGACUCAUCCCGUGGAGUACAGGCUGCAGGGGAGUGAUGGUUGCUUCAAAUGGUCUUGGGAUCAUCAUGAUAUUCUAGCGUUAUUGCCUGAAUACAAUGCCAGCAGUCUCUGCUCCACAAGUGCCCGCUUGAAAUCAAUUGCCCCAUAUAGUGGUAGAAAGGAGACGGCUGUGUAUGCAACUGACAUGAACACGGGGGCUGUUAUUCGUUGCAAAAUUUACAUUGAUAAGAUAUCCAGGAUCAAGAUAUUCCAUAGUUCAGUCAAACUUGACCUUGAUGGGCUUGCUACUCUCAGAGUGCGUGCCUUUGAUAGUGAAGAAAAUGUAUUCUCAUCUUUAGCGGGCUUGCAGUUCAUGUGGCAGCUGAUGCCCGAAAAGGAUGGAUUGCCUCAUCACCUCCUUCAUGUUCCUUUGAAGGAGUCCCCAUUGAGUGACUGUGGUGGAUUGUGUGGUGACCUGGAUAUCCAAGUAAAGAUUGAAGAUAGUGGUGUAUAUUCUGAUCUAUAUGUAGUACGGGGAACUGAGAUUGGGCAUGAGGUUGUUUCUGUUCACUUAGUUGAACCAUUGUCUGAACAUAUGGCCGAUAAUAUUGUGCUAACUGUAGCAGAAGCAAUGUCUCUUGAUCCUCCUUCCCCCGUUUGUGUUCUUCUUGAUGCCAUUGUCCACUAUAGUCUUAAAGUUAUCCAUGGAAAUAUUCCUCAGCUUGUAACUUUGCCAUCUGCAUUUCAUCGGUGGUCUAUUUUGAACUCCUCAGUUGCUCAGGUGGACCAGAUGAUGGGCACAGUUCGUGCUUUAAACUUGGGAAUGACAACAGUUAUUGUUGAAGACACCAGGGUUGCUGGUCACACACAGGUGUCUACUUUCCUUGUUGUCCUUCCAGAUUCUUUAUUGUUGUACAUAUUACCCCUUUCUGCUGCUGGUGAUCCUGUGGAAGGAAUAGAACCUAUUCCAUCAGUAUCACGCUGGUACAUUGUUGCUGGCAGGCAAUAUCUCAUUCACACAAAGGUCUUCUCACAGGGACCUGGUGCUCAAGAAAUUUAUAUUACCAAGAAUGAUAACAUCGAAUUGCAUGAUACCCAGUCUGAAUUCUGGAGUAUUCUACCAAUUGCAGAUGAAAUUGUUGAGAAAGGCAGAUCUAGAAUCUUAAAAGCAACCUCAUAUGGACUGGGAAAAUUAAUUGCAACUUUGAAAUAUAGUAGUGGUGAUGAUGGGACAAAGAAAAUUCUCAAGGUUGUGCAAGAAGUGAUGGUCUGUGAUCAAGUGAAGUUCAGCAUGGAUGGUGUCUUAGGUAGAAUUCUUCUUCCUUGGGCCCCUGGUGUUCAUCAAGAGAUGGAACUCAAGGCAACUGGUGGCUGUGCAAUGUUAUCAAGUGACUAUAAGUGGUUCUCUUCGGACAUGGCCAUUGUUUCUGUAUCUGCUUCAGGGAUUGUCGAGGCAAAAAAUCCUGGAAGAGCUACCAUUAAAGCUGUUUCCUCUUUUGAUUCUCUUAAUUUUGACGAGGUGGUUGUUGAAGUUUAUUUGCCUUCUUCUAUGCUAAUGCUGCCUAAUUUCCCUGUGGAGACUUUGAUAGGAUCACAUCUUCUGGCUUCUGUGACAUUGAAAACAUCAAAUGGUGCCUUCUUCCACAAAUGUGAUGCUUUUAGAUCCUCCAUUAAGUGGAAAUGUGAAAGUGAUGCUUUCACAAUUGUGGAUGCUGGUUGGUCAUUGAUUUCUGACAAGCUGGGAAUUCUUGACUUUGAUAUGUCAUCACAUGGCCCUCCAUGUGCUUGGUCCUUUGUAUAUGCUGCUAGUUCUGGUCAGACAAUGCUGCAUGCAACAAUGACUAAAGAAUAUCAACCGUUUGAUCACUCCAUCAGUAGCUCUGUUGUUCUGAAAGCAUCAUCACGUAUUGCUGCUUAUUCACCUCUUCAUGUGUAUCAGGCAAGUGAUGGAAACCAAUUUGGCGGUUACUGGGUUGAUAUGGUUCAGACUGUAGCCAGCAAUCAACAGAAUUUGGAGUACCUAUAUCUUGUUCCAGGCACUCAUGUAGAUUUGAUGCUUAAUGGGGGGCCUGAAAGAUGGGACCACGGAGUUGAAUUUAUUGAAACAGUUGAAGCCACUGGUCAAGGUAACUCUGACUUUAAAGAUGGUCUUGUACAUAAAAUAUUUAACAUGCAUGGUAGUGCGCACAGAAUAAAGUGCCAAGAAGUGGGGAACUACAAGCUUACUUUCAAGCGUGGAAAUUUAAUUGGAAAUGAUCAUCCUCUACCUGCUAUAUCUGAAGUGCAGUUAUUGCUGACAUGUAGCUUCCCAUCCUCAAUUGCAUUAAUAGCUGAUGAACCUGUAAAUGCUAUUGAAGUCAUUCAAUCUGUAGCUCUGGCUGAGCGCACCAAUGAAAGGAUCCAAACUACCCCAGUCAGAGUAGCAAAUGGCCGCACGGUUCGAAUGUCAGCAGUAGGGAUUAGUGACUCUGGAAAAGCUUUUGCAAACUCUUCUUCUCUUCCUUUGAUGUGGGAACUUAUAGAUUGUGAUGAUUUGGCAUUUUGGGAUGAUUUAGCAACAACCCAAUCAAACUGGGAGAAGUUUUUGGUUUUGCAAAAUGCAACAGGACUCUGUCUUGUACGUGCCACAGUUGUGCCAUCAAGUAGUCAUGUGAGCCAGCAUUUUAUAGAAGUUCAAAAUGAUCUUACUGAUGCCAUUCCCUUGCAACUUGUUUCGUCUUUAAGACUUCUCCCUGAGUUCAGCUUAUUGUUUUUCAGUCCUGAUGCUAGGUUGAAUCUCUCAAUUACCGGGGGAAGCUGUUCUCUUGAUACUCUGGUAAAUGAUACUAAAAUUGUGGAGAUAAUGCAACCAGCACCUGGUUUGCAGUGUUUACAACUACUUCUAGCUCCUAAGAAAUUGGGUGCUGUGCUUGUGACAGUGCGAGAUAUUGGGCUUGCUCCACCACUUUCUGCUUCUUCAAUGGUCCAAGUUGCAGAUGUGGAUUGGAUUAAAAUUACAUCUGGAGAGGAACUAAUCCUCAUGCAAGGAAGUAUGCAGGAGAUUAAUUUUCUCGCUGGGGUAAGCAGUGGAUUUACUUUCGAUUUGUCUCAGUAUGCUUAUAUGAGCAUACACGUCCACAUUGAAGAUGAUAUAGUUGAGCUUGUUGCUAAUGAUCAAUUUUCAAGCAAUGUGGAUGGGUAUGUAAAUAUGCAAAAUUUCACUGUUCAUGCUGUACAUGUUGGAGUUACAAACCUCUAUAUCAGUGCUAGGCGGCAUUCUGGACAUGAAAUACGUAGCCAACCAAUUAAGAUUGAAGUUUAUGCGCCACCAAGAAUACAUCCCAGUGAUAUUUUUCUUGUGCCAGGUGCAUCUUAUGCUCUUACUGUAAAAGGAGGCCCAAUAAGUGGUGCAUAUGUCAAGUAUUCUUGUAAGGAUGUUGAAGUUGCCAAGAUCCACUCAUCUUCAGGGCGAGUUUCUGCAGUUUCACCAGGAAAUUCCACUGUGAUUGCCACAGUUUAUACGAGUGGAGAUCUUGUUAUCUGUCAGGCCUAUGGAAAAGUUAAAGUUGGUGUCCCUUCUUUAGCAAUGUUGAGUGUUCAGAGUGAGCAGUUUGCUGUUGGUCGACAUAUGCCAAUAUUUCCUUCUCUUUCUGAAGGAAAUUUAUUUUCAUUUUACGAACUGUGCAAGAACUACAAGUGGACUAUAGAAGAUGAAGGGGUAUUGGGUUUUGAAGCAGUAGAUUACUUGCAUAGCAAAAAUCGUAUGAUACCUUUUUCCACAGGAAAGGAAUAUGGAUCCACUGGAUACUCAGUAGACCAUGAUAAUGGUUUUAUCAAAGUGUUACAUGGAAGAUCUGCUGGCAAGACUAAUGUUAAGAUUUCUUUCACCUGUGAUUUUUUGUCUUCUAAAUCUUCAUUGCGGUCGAGGUUGUAUAAUGCAUCCAUAUCCAUGGUGGUAGUGCCUGAGCUUCCACUUGCUCUUGGAUUACCAGCUACCUGGACUCUUCCUCCUCAUUAUACCACAUCAGACCUUUUGCCUUUAUCUUUGGAUUCACACAGCAAGGGGAAUUCUCCAAGUCUUAAAAAUUCAAUCAUGUAUUCGUUACUUGGGGAGUGUGACAGAAAGGUGGAUGGGGUGCCAGACGAUGCUAUAUUUAUUGAUGAAGGUAAAAUAAGAACAACAGGAAGUGGUAAUCUUGCAUGUAUUCAGGCAAAAGAUAUGUCAACUGGAAGGACUGAGGUUGGUUCUUGUUUGAGGGUUGCUGAAGUGGCUCAAAUAAGAUUUACUGGAGAGAAUUUAUUGGUUCACACAUUAGCCAUUGGUGGUGAAGUUCAUCUUCCAAUUAAAUACUAUGAUGUUCUUGGAAAUCCUUUUCAUGAAGCACAGGGUAUUGUUCAGUAUGGAGUUGAAACCAACUACCCUGAUGUAGUCUCCAUUGAAGAUUCAGGUGACAGCAAUGGAAAAAUCCAUCUCAGGGCACUUGGUCAAGGAAGGGCUCUUCUGCAAAUAGCAUUUUCUAGUAAUCCACAGAAGUCAGAUUAUGUGGUAAUUUUUGUGGGUGCUCGUUUACAUCCUCAAAAUCCAGUCCUACAUCCUGGAAGCCAUCUUAACUUCAGAGUAGAAGGUUUGGAUGAUCAAAUUUUAGGCCAGUGGUUUAGUGCCAAUGAAAGCAUUGUGUCAGUAGACUUACUAUCUGGAAAAGCAGAAGCAAUAAGGGAAGGAACUACUCAUGUUAUCUUUAAUAGUUCGAAUGUGCAACUGCAAACUGUAGUGUCCGUGCUGAAGCAAGGUAUUUUAUCUGUCCAUGCUCCAAAUGAGACACUUACAAAUGUACACAUUCCUGCAAAAGGAUAUAGUUUCAUUGUGAAACUUGAUGGUUCGCACAGUCAAGAUAUAAAAACUGCUCAAGACACCAUAGAUAUCUUGUUUGAUUGCAAGGUGGAUCCACCUAUUGGGUAUGUGAAGCCAUGGAAGGACUUUGAUACUGGUAAUUCAUAUUGCCUUUUCUUCCCAUACUCUCCAGAACAUUUGGUAUUCUCUAGUCCUGAGUCAAGAAGCAUGGGACAAAAGAUGUCUGUUUCAAUCUCAGCUUCAUUGAAAGGAGAGAAACACGUCUCCAGUUCUGCAUCAGCACUGUUUGUUGGAGGCUUCAGCAUUCUAGAAGUAGACAGAGACUCGUUACGGUUAAAUCUGACAUCAGGAUCAAUUAGAAGCAUCAUAACCAUUGUGGGUAAUACAAAUGUUGAAAUGCUUUGGCAUGACAAGGAUCGGUUAUCAGUCAGGCCCAUCCACAGAGAUAAUUCUCAGAUAGGAUGGCAUGCUCGCUAUGAGGUCAAAAUUGAUAAAGCUGAGAAAUUUAGAGAUAAAUUGGUUAUCAAACUCCCUGCUACCGGUCAGAUAAUGGAAGUUGAUGUUAACUAUGACCCUGAAGAGAGAGAAGCAUUAGGAAUAUCAGCUACAUAUCCUAAUCUCUUGUUAUUAGCAGUUGUAUGUAUUGCUGUGUGUACAUUGUGUGCUGCUAUCAUCCUUUAUUACAUGGAGCAUGCUGAUAGAAUUCGACAGUCAAAUACUCCAGGCACACCAGGUGUAGCAGCACCUAUCACUCCUCAGCGGAGCAGUCCUGCUGUAGUGAAUGAAGAAUCUCCUCGAACACCUCAGCCGUUCCUGGACUAUGUUAGGAGGACAAUAGAUGAGACACCAUAUUACAGGCAAGACUUUAGGAGGAGGGCCAAUCCUCAGAACACCUUUUAGCUAACUGGAUGGCAUUAUCCACAGGGAAACCUGUUUCCCGCGUUUCAGAAUACUUGUAGCACAAAAUGUAGUGAACUGUUGUUGAGCGUAGCUUUAUUUCUAUUCAAUAUUUGGUUGCAGGAAUUUUGUUGUAUAUAAACUUUGUCCCGGACUUGGGAAAUGCUUUCUUCUUGUAUCUUGUACAAGGAUCUUUGUAUCCUGCAUUUAAGAGUCAGAUUUGUUAGACAACUAA